Messenger RNA from Anastrepha ludens (Mexican fruit fly), 6521 nucleotides. RefSeq names its product protein abnormal spindle (gene asp). Gene Ontology annotation, biological process: mitotic cell cycle; establishment of meiotic spindle localization; spindle organization. Lineage: Eukaryota; Metazoa; Arthropoda; Insecta; Diptera; Tephritidae. Gene Ontology annotation, cellular component: spindle pole. The record is from RefSeq and is a predicted model, not a curated record. Gene Ontology annotation, molecular function: protein binding. The coding region runs from base 182 to 6214 and encodes 2010 amino acids. The transcript is spliced from 6 exons.
UUUGUCCCGUUUUUCUGAGUUAAUUUGUAAACGAAUUUUGUUUAAUUAAGUGAUUUUUGGUGUUAAUGUGAUAGUUUUAAUGUUUGUCUUACGUUUAUAUAUGCUGUUUGAUAUUUACUUGAAUACCAAAAACGAAUUUUUGAUAUCUACCGCUGUUAAUAAUAAAAACCUGUGAAAUAAAAUGAGUGCAUUUGAGGUAGUCAUUACUCCACCGCGAUCAAAAUGCAAAAAACGCAUUGAAUCGCGUGAACCUACAGAUGUUGUAAUGGCGCCAUUCUCUGCCAAAUCUACUGUACAAUUCGAAGAUGUGCCGGUGGGGAAGACAGCCCGUCGUUUUUUGCGUAUAGUUAAUCCCUCAGACCAGGAUAUAGAGGUGCGUGUUAUCAAACCAAUUAGACCUGAAUAUAAUAUUUCCAUCAGCUGGACUGAAAUGGUUGUGCCGCGUUCGAAAUCCGCAGAGAUGGAAAUGGUUUGGAACCCGUUAGAGGAAGUAAUCUGUAAAGAAAUAUUACAGCUUUUAGAUAAUAGAAAUUUCCGUAAGGACGUAAUGGUUAUAUUGAAAACCCGCGUCAACAAUCCAGUGAAGAAUGUUCGCAAAUUCCCGACAAUCUCAACAGGUAGCAGUGGUUAUGUGAGAACUCUACGCCUCAAGUCUCCCAAAGGUGCUACAAAGUCACAAAAAUCAAGUUCAAGUCAAACACAAUUGCGCAAAUCAGUUCAAACAACUACUCGAACGGCAAGCAAACCCCCGCCCGCACCGUCCGCGGUACGAAUACGCGCACCACCACCGAGAUCAGUAUGGGCAGAUUCAAAUUGUUAUUUGCGUGAAGAACAGCGGCGAGAGGUGUUGGAUGAAAUUACUAUAAACUUUACUCACACAUCCCCUCUUUCCGAGCGAAAUAUUUACGCGCGCAACAAAUCUGUUAAUGCCACGAUGGCUACAGUUUCGUCUACCAAAUCUCCAGUACUGGUUACGCACAAGGAAAAUGUUAGUCCCAUGACGCCAAAUAAUGUCAUAGAAAUGUUCGAUAACAUUCAGUUCACUCCCAUAAAUAGCAAAGUGGGGCAAAGUGAUGUUGGCGCACAACAUGAUUUGGAUAAUCUGGCUAAUUGGCCUACUCCAGUUGGUGUAGAUACAUUGCAAGUGAAUUUAUCAACAUUACAACCACGGCGAUUGGCAUCAGCUAAUGAGUCGACAGAUAAGACUGAGGAUACGAAUAGCACGCAAAUGUCAGUAGAGUUGCAUAUGUAUCAAAAGACCCCUGGUAGCGCGACUGUUACAAAUAAAACUUUUGAUAUAAACCGUGAAAACAUAAAUAUUGCUACGGACUGCUUGGACGCUUCCCUCAGUUGUAGAUUGACACUUAACAAGACCACUACCAUCUGCACAACACCAAAGUCGCGGCCAUUAGCAAUGAUAGAAGAAGAAGACAUGACCUGUGGCAGUAGAGAAGCUGAAAAGACAUACGUUAAAAAUACAAAAGUAGACGAAGAAAGUCCUGUGAAGGCAGAUUUGUUACGCGAUAUAAAAUUGGUUGGCACACCGCUGCGGAAGUACUCUGAAUCAAUGAAGAACCUUUCUUUGCACUCACCAAACAAACGUUACUCGGCUAGCCAGGGUUCCAUGCCGAAUCUUAACGAAAUGGAAAGUAUUCGAUCCAUCGAACAGAAUCGAUACUUUUUCGGUAACCCUGUGCAAUCACGAGAUGGUUUAAGGAUGUCCAUUAUUCAAGAGCAAAGCACCGGUACUAGCACACAACUACAGUUAAAUAAAGAUAACAUCUCUUCUAACGAUUCUGAAAUUAUUGACUUAGGCGGUAUCUCUCAAGUUGAUUUUGCUUUCAAUCAAAGUGAAAUUUUAGCACAAUCGAGUCGUUUCAAUUUGAAUGAAACUGGUUUAAAAUCACGUCGCAGCAGUCCAGUUGCUGUAUCUGGAAAAUGGCGAGAUUUAAAAGGUGUAUCACCAAAAUCAUCGAGAUUAAAGCUCUCUGAAUGCUCGCCCUCGAAAUCAAACAGUCACAAGCGGAAUUCGCAGGAUUUAUCAUUCUCUGAUGCUCCCAGCAGUGAGUCUAUAGCGACUACUUCCAGUGAAAAAUCUACAGCUAAGAGCUCUGCUUCAUCAGCCCCGAGUUCAAAAUCUUAUUUCAGCAAAAACAAUAAUCUGAUUCUGGUUUCGCCACCGAAGCGUCAACGAGUCGAUAAUGAUUUUACUUUCGAACGUCCAUCAGUGAGUAGCUCGUUACGUUCCAAAAAUUGGACGCGUACUCAGGUUAAGAAAGUACGUCUUGUCAAUCCCGUCUCGCCACACAAAAUGGCAUCACCAUUAUCACGCCAAACUGAGAAACUAUAUGAUCCUGAUAUGUAUCUGCAAUUCUGCAUUAACCCCGAUCCCUUUGCAGCUAGCACUACUUGUGAUCCCUUCCUUGCUUCCACUAUGUAUUUAGAUGAAACGGCUGUGCAGAAGCAUCAACAGGAAUUUAAAAAGUGGCUAAAUGCGCUGGUUACAAUACCAGCUGACAUGGAUGGUGGCAGUGAUACUAAAAUCGAUGUUGGAAAACUAUUUAACGAGGUACGUCACAAAGAUUUAACAUUGGCCCCAACUAAAGAGGAACAGUCGAUGGACUAUCUGGUGCAGCAUCGGCUCGAGGUUGUUAGACGGGCUGCUGUGUAUUUGUAUUUAAGCGCUGAAGUGCGCGAACCAUGUUCGAAAGUAGCAGUUUAUGUAAAUAAGAAUGCAAUACGUAUACGCAAUGAUAGGAAUUUGCAUUUGGAUGUGGUGAUGCAGCGCUACAUACUGGAACUCUUGCUUUACUUCAAUCCUAUGUGGUUACGCAUAGGUUUAGAGGUGGUGUAUGGUGAAAAAAUACCUUUGCGUUCCAAUACCGACAUUAUCGGACUCAGCACCUUUAUAUUAAAUCGUCUUUUCCGCGACAAACUUUUGGAAGAGAAAUACUCACGCGCCUAUUCAUUAUCGGAUGAAUACGCUGAGUAUAUUAAAAAGUAUACACUAACUAAGAUGCUUUGUUUAUUGUUAUUUCUGGAUAAAGCCAAACAGAAACGUAUUAUCAAAUAUAAUCCAUGUCUUUUUGUGAAAAAAUCGCCACAUAAGGAAACUAAAGAAAUACUACUUAAAUUCUCAUCUGAGCUACUUGCAAAUAUGGGCGAUAUCACACGAGAUUUGAAACGACUCGGCUAUGUGCUAGAGCAUAAACAGUGCUUCCUAGACGAAUUCAAUUAUGCAUUCCAAAACCUCGCCGUAGAUCUGCGAGAUGGUAUUCGGUUGACGCGCGUGAUGGAGAUUAUAUUGCUGCGCGAAGAUCUCAGCAAGCAAUUGCGUGUGCCAGCCAUAUCACGUCUGCAACGUAUUUACAACGUGAACUUGGGCUUGAAGGCGCUUAGAGAAGCUGAGUUUGAAUUGCACGGUGGCAUUACUGCAGCAGAUGUUGUCGAUGGGCAUCGCGAGAAGACGCUUUCAUUGCUGUGGCAGAUAAUUUAUAAAUUCCGCUCACCAAAAUUCCAUGCAGCAGCUCGCGUGCUCCAAAAGUGGUGGCGGAGCAAAUGGCUAAGUGUGUGGGUAAAGCGACGCAUCCGCGACAAAGAAGAGCGCCGUCGACAGAGCGCUGCAACCACCAUACAAGCACACUAUCAUGGUUAUAUAGAGCGCCGCUGGGUGAAAUUGUAUCGCCAAGAGCGCACUGAAGCAGCUAUGGUAUUACAGAAGCACAUCAGACGUUACCUAGCGCAAAAACAAUAUAAUAUUUCAAUAGCAGCGGUGUGUAAAAUUCAGCGUUGGUACCGUGCUUGUACGCUCGGUGUUAGCUAUCGGCGGCACUUUGUAGUUCUACGCAGUUGCACCACAUUCAUUCAGCGCUGCUAUCGUCGUCGCUUGCUGUCAAAAAAGUUGCUUCUUGUCGCUGAGGAAUACCGCAGAUACUGGGAAGAAAAGCGCUUCGAAGCGGCUACUCGUAUACAAAAGUACUGGCGUACCCACUGCGUUACGAAACAGGAACGAGCAACGUUCCUGAUAUUGAAAAAGAAUGCAAUAGCGUUGCAACAGAGGUGGCGAGCAAAAUACGCCAUGCGACAACAACGUAACACUUUUUUGCGUCUGCGUGCGGCAGUUAUUUCUAUGCAGCAACGUUUUCGUGCAAAGUGUUGUAUGGUGCGUCAGCGCUCUGAGUACCUUCAUUUACGCGCUUGCAUUAUAAAGCUGCAAGUACGUUGGCGCUCCAUUCUACAAAUGCGCGCAGUACAAAAAGAAUAUAGAAAAAAACGGGAGGCAAUCAUUCGAAUACAGCGUCGCUUCCGUGCCUUAUUAGCAAUGCGUCGAGACCGCGCCGCUUACCAACAGCUUCGUAAAGCCGUAUGUAAGAUUCAGGAAAAAUAUCGGGCAACUCGCAUUAUGCAAAUGCAUAAAGCUCAGUAUGUACGCUUACGCAACAGCUGCUUGAUCAUACAGCGCAAAUGGCGCGCUACUAGCCUAGCGCGUUGCAUACGCGUUGAGUUCAUUACAAUUCAAUAUAUGGCGACCGUUGUGCAACAACAUUUUCGUGCUACGCGACUGAUGCGGCAACAACGCGCGGACUAUGAGCGGCUGAGGGCUGCCGCAAUUAUAGUUCAACGCAGAUAUCGCGGCCUGCAGAACAUGCACCGGAUGCGUUCGCAUUACCAAAAUGUACGUACUAAAAUUAUACAAAUUCAACGGCGCUUCCGUGCAACUAGAAAAAUGCAACUGGUACGUAAGGCUUACCAGCAAAAACGGGAUGCUGCUAUAAACAUUCAACGCUGGUACCGCUCCAUUCGGCUUACUCGCCAGCAACGAUUGUCGUAUACAGUCUUGCGCAAUAGCUGCAUUUAUAUUCAGCGUAAAUGGAAGGCAACGCUGCAAGCGCGCUUUAUUAGGCAAGAAUACCAAAAGAAACUUCAACAUAUUGUUUUCGUGCAACGCCGUUGGCGGGCUACUUUGGUAAUGCGCCAGGAACGAGUAGCUUAUCAACGUAAGCGCAGCGCGGCGUGCAGCAUACAACGAUUCUUCCGCUCAUAUCGCAAAACCUUGGCAGUACGUGAACAGUUUCUACUCGUACGUAAGCUAGUAAUUUGCGUACAACGCAAAUACCGCGCACAACUUAAAAUGCGAACUGCGCGACACGAUUUCGUUCUGUUGCGACAUAUAACGGUUCAUUUGCAGCAGAAGUAUCGCGGUCGACGUGUGAUGCGCAUGCAACGUGCCGAAUUUAUUUUUCUCCGUCGAACCGUUAUCCAUUUGCAGCAGAAAUUCCGUGGUAAACGUGAAAUGCAACAGCAACGCUCUGAAUAUUUGCAAUUGCGAAGCACCGUCAUUGGGCUGCAAUGCCAGGCGCGAGGACUAUUGGCACGUCGGCGUCUACUGAAUAUGAUGACACCCGAAAUGGUGGAGGAGCGUCGUCGCAGGAAAGCGGCUAGUGUCAUCCAGCGUUUCUGGCGUGGUUAUCGUGUGCGUAAAUGCUUCCAGAGCAUGAAGAUGCGGCUGCUACGGCGAAAUAUGCUACUUUGGCGCAAGACUACACAAGCAACCAACACCAUAAGCAGUAAGAUUGCACACGCGGUGAGUGUACUGCGCGACCAUUCGAGCGCAUCGGAAAUACUGCACGUUCUUAUAUGCCUCGACCGCAUUUCCCGCACUAUACCCCACUUUCUAAUGAAUCAUACGGACUUUGUGUCGACAUUUUGCUAUGGCGUCAUGGCACAAACAAUACGCAGUGAGGUCGACAAGCAGUUAAUUCGCUACUGCAGCCGCAUCAUUUUGAACUUGGCGCGUUACAAUAGUACAACCGCGAAUACAUUCCAAGAGAGCGGUCUUGUGACCAUAGCUCAGAUGCUAUUGCGCUGGUGCGACAAGGAUAGUGAAAUAUUUAACACGUUAUGCACUCUUAUUUGGCUAUUUGCACAUUGCCCCUAUAAACGCCACAUCAUUCGCGAGUAUAUGACGACUCCUGAAGCAGUUUAUGUGGUGCGUGAGACUAAAAAACUUGUGGCGCGUAAAGAGCGUAUGAAUCAGAAUGUACGCAAACCUCUUGUACCGACGCGUGCCUCCAAGCGGCAACAAUUUCCCAGUCGUGCGCUGCCUGGUCUCGAGCCCGACUACGGCGUCAUACAUAAUAAACCGUAUACGUUUGUAUCGUCAGUAUUUGCAUUCGAUAUGCUGCUAGCCGAACUGGAAAUUGAAGUCACUUAAAUGUUAUGUGCUUUUUUGUAGUAUAUUUUAGUCUAAGUAUUUCUAUGUGACAUAAAACUUCGUUUGUUAAACAACAUUAAGAUGCAUACCACCUCUAUAUGGUUUGUACCCUAUUUGUGUAUAUUUAUAUGUAACGAUUGUCCGUGUUUUUUUUUCUACUUAAUCACUGUGCUAGGCGAUGUGGCUUUUGAUUACAAGCUUUUUUGAUACUUUUACAGACUACGACUCUAAAUACUUUAUAACUAAUUGUCGUGAAUGUUAAUUUUACGUUAUGUAAUUAAAUGCACAGAAUUAUUUUAUCUCGUAA